Molecule: messenger RNA, 2472 nt
Organism: Corylus avellana
Lineage: Eukaryota; Viridiplantae; Streptophyta; Magnoliopsida; Fagales; Betulaceae
Source: RefSeq, a predicted model, not a curated record
ACAGCUCUAGUGACUUUGAGGGAUAGUGAGGUGGAAAAUAUUAUGGAAAUGAUGCCUCCUUUGUUUGAUGCUUUGGUUAAUCCUUCCCAGAAGGGUGCUGUUGUUCUUCAGCUUGUUAGCACUGAAAUUGAUCCAAGAAGGAUGGAACCAAAGAUGAGCAAGGAAGCUAUACUGGAUUGGUCCAAUAAGAAGCUAGCCACUGGUGAUGAGAGGAGCACUUACAAAGUUGAGUUUAUGGUGGAUUCAGAUUUUGGAGUACCUGGAGCCAUCACAGUGGUUAACAAAUAUCAAAAGGAAUUCUUUUUGGAAAGCAUCAACAUUGAGGGGGUUGUUCAAUUUGUAUGCAACUCUUGGGUUCAGGCAGAGAAGGUUAAUGCAAAUAAAAGAAUCUUCUUUUCCAAUAAGGCAUAUUUACCCCAGGAAACUCCUGUAGGGCUCAAGGAGCUAAGAGAGGAGGAAUUGAGAGAACUCAGAGGUGAUGGAAAAGGACUCAAGAUACCAUUUGAUAGGGUAUAUGACUACGACGUCUACAAUGACUUAGGCGAUCCAGAUAAGGGAAUCGAACACGUGAGGCCAACUCUUGGAGGCAAAAACAACCCUCAUCCAAGACGCUGCCGUACUGGACGGCCUCCUACAUCCAUAGACAUAAAUGCAGAGUCACGGCCGCAUGCCUCCACGGAAAUAUACGUGCCAAGAGACGAAGCUCUGGAGAAGAGCAAGAGAGAUGCUUUCAAUCUAGGGAAGCUGAAGGGAAUACUCCGGAAUAUAAUUCCCUCCCUGACUGUCACUGACAGUGAUCAUUUGAAAGACUUUUCAGACCUCAACAGCAUCUACAAGGGGAGGAGUCAAGAUGGAGGUGACCAGAAGAAACGUUCAUUUCAAAAUAUCUUAAGCAGACUGCAAGACUCUGUGGAGGAAUUCUUCAAGUUUGACCCUCCUCACAUCAUCUCCAGGGAUACAUCUUGCUGGUUACGGGAUGAUGAAUUUAGCCGUCAAGCGCUUGCAGGGAUAAACCCAUUAAGCAUAGAAAAGCUUAAGGUAUUUCCACCUAUAAGCAAAUUGGAUCCCUCCAUCUAUGGUGCUCAAGAAUCAGCACUCAGAGAAGAACAUAUUGAAGGCCACCUAAAUGGGAUGUCCGUACAAAAGGCAAUGGAGAAGAAUAAGCUGUUCAUACUGGACUAUCAUGACAUGUACCUCCCAUUUCUCAACCAAAUAAACAAUCUUGAAGAUCGGAAAGCCUAUGCAACUCGCACAAUCUUCUUCCUGACCUCAUUAGGAACUUUGAAGCCCAUUGCAAUCGAGCUCAGUCUUCCACCCAUGGAUCCAAAUUCUCCUUCAAAGCAAGUCCUUGUCCCCCCUGUCGACGCCACCACAAAUUGGCUUUGGCAGCUCGGUAAAGCCCAUGUUUGCUCCAACGACUCUGGUGUUCAUCAGCUUGUACAUCACUGGUUGGGCACCCAUGCGUGCAUGGAACCAUUUAUAAUAGCUGCUCACCGUCAGCUGAGUGUAAUGCAUCCCAUAUUCAAACUUCUGGAUCCUCACAUGCGAUACACGUUGAAGAUAAAUGCAAUGGCCCGUGAAACUCUCAUCAAUGCCGGAGGGAUCAUCGAGACUAACUUCACGCCCGGCAAAUACUGCAUGCAAAUUAGUUGUGCCGCCUACAGGGACUGGUGGCGCUUCGACCUGCAGAGCCUUCCUGCAGAUCUCAUUAGAAGAGGAGUGGCUAUACCAGACAGAACUCAACCCCAUGGCUUAAGACUACUCAUUGAAGAUUAUCCUUAUGCAACAGAUGGGCUCCUCAUAUGGUCUGCUAUUCAAACGAUGGUUCGGAGCUAUGUGAACUACUACUACCAAGAUGCAAGUGCAGUAUGUUCGGAUACCGAGCUCCAGGUUUGGUACAACGAGUCGAUCAACGUGGGGCAUGCGGAUCUCCGACAUGCUAGCUGGUGGCCAAACCUCUCGACCCCCGAUGAUCUUACCUCCAUUCUCACCACCAUAAUCUGGCUUGCAUCGGCUCAGCACGCGGCAUUGAACUUUGGGCAGUACCCCUAUGGCGGUUAUGUCCCGACACGGCCGCCACUCAUGCGGCGGCUAAUACCGAAGGAAAAUGAUCCUGAGUAUGCAAGUUUUGUCAAGGAUCCAGAGGGAUUCUUCUUAUCAUCAUUGCCAAGUUGGAGUGAAACAACGAAGUAUAUGGCAGUGAUUGAUAUAAUUUCAUCACACUCACCUGACGAAGAAUAUCUGGGAGUGAGAACAGAUCUGUCAACCUGGUUGGGAGAAGCCGAGAUCAUCGAGGCGUUUUACAGAUUUUCAAUGGAGAUAAGAAAAAUUGAAAAGGAGAUUGAGAAGAGAAACUCUGACAUAAACCUUAGGAACAGAUGUGGGGCAGGGAUCACACCAUAUGAGCUGCUCAUUCCGAGCUCAGGACCUGGGGUUACCUGCAGAGGGGUUCCCAAUAGCAUAACAGUUUGA